AUGCCUAUGGGAAGACCGGCCAUCAUCGACACGGCCGACAACAACCGGGAAUACGGGUCUUAUAAGGGCUACGUCUACUGCGGGGCGCACGGAUUCCAGAAGCUCGUUGAGGACGCGGCGACCAUGGAAAACGCGCUGACCUUGAAGAAGUGGUUCCGACGCGACAAGGCGACGGAAAACCUAUCUAGGCAGAUCUCGGAGCUUACUGCUCUAUAUGCGGAAAGCUCUGGCGAUCUGCACAUCCGUCGGCACCGUACAAUAAUCUUGAGAGGCCAGAGAGGAUUGGUCGUGAACUCGGACGUUGCCCAUUCGGCUCCGCGCAUUGAACCCCACCUGCUCGCAUCCAAUCCUACACCAUCGCACCUCAGACAAAUUGAGAGACAGCAGCUACAAUCCGCCGCGAUUGGCUUUUCGAGCGUCGCGCUAGCCACCGCCGCCAUGUUCUCGUGGACUUACAAUAAGAUGCCGGACUUCUUCGCGCAGCGGGUCCGGGUCGAGAAGGAGCCGGUAUACACAGUCGAAGAGAUACCGGAGAAGCGCGCGCGGACGGUGAAGCACUUGCUGCAAGCGAACCACAGCAUUUUCAGCGUCAUUUACCAUAACCUGGAGUUCCACAACCACCUUCCACAUAUCCUCGGUUCAGCCUAUAUCCUCGGUUCGGCCGACGAGCACCUGAACGAAGUGUACGAAGUCGAAACGGAGACACUGGAGAAAUGGAGAGACUCGCCCGGUGAAAUCACCGAGUCAAACUGGCGAGACUUCUUCGGACAGAGGGAAUACCAGCGCGCAUACAUGGACUUCUUCGAGGAUGAGAUCCCCAAGCACGGCCACGACUGGAAAGCCAUGGUCGAGCAAUACCUCUUCGAAGGACCCAACCCGCUCAUCAACAACAUCAUCUGCGGCCUCGGCCACGCCCUCAUCCACCUCGGCUACGCCUACGAGCUGAACUCCCGCACGCUCGGCUCCGAAGCGCUCGUGCUGGCAACCUGCUUCUACAACGCGCAGCACAAGUACCUCGACGACCCAUCCUACACGCGACCCCCGCCGCCGACCAACCCCGCCAGCACGUCCCCGCUCACGCUCCUCACGCGGCUGCAGCACGACGAGCGCUUCGACGGGCUCUACCCGGCCAACGACAAGGGCGACGAGAACAUCGCCAUCCUCCUCGCGUCGCCGGCGCACGAGGCGGCGGUGCUGGAGUACUGGAACGCGCUGGAUGUGCCGAGCGACCCGACGAGGAUCUUUGAGAGCGUGCAGCGGGCGGCGGUGGAGGUGCUGGUUGGGACGAAGAAGGGGGAAGAGGAAGAAGCGGUAGAAGGGGAGGAGGAGGAUGAGAAAUAUGACUUCUUCCUCGUGCACACGCUGACGACGAGCCACGCGCUGCGCCACCUGCUGCCGAGCAUGCCUGCGCGCUGGCACGUCCCGCUCGUGCGGCAGUGGUGGCUGCUCGUGCUGACCGUGUACGUGGCGCAGCACCGGCCGGGGAUCGAGCGGGAGCGGAUUGACGGCGUCGAUUUGGCUGGGAGGGGGUGGGCGUUUGUGGUUGAGCAGGCGUUGCGGGGGAGGUGGCGGAAUGAUGCGCACUACGUGAAGGGUCUCCGCGCCAUGAAGAACGCAGCCGAGACGUGGGGCGACCCGGAGCAGUUCCUCCUCAAGGCGGCGGUCCGGUUCGCGACCGACUUCAACGGGUGGGGAGGCUUUGGAAGGGCCGAGAUCGAGCGGACGGACGUGAGGAAGCAGGCCAAGUUGGGUAUCUUGGCGGACGAUGAGGUCGAGCUGGUGCAGGCGCAGGCGCAGACGGAAGGUUGA
Molecule: messenger RNA, 1809 nt
Organism: Lasiodiplodia theobromae
Lineage: Eukaryota; Fungi; Ascomycota; Dothideomycetes; Botryosphaeriales; Botryosphaeriaceae
Product: Mgs207 protein
Exons: 7
Coding region: 1-1809 (602 amino acids)
Molecular function (GO): oxidoreductase activity
Source: RefSeq, a predicted model, not a curated record